AUGUCAAUGCGCUCUAAACGUACUGCACUGGAAAAUUCGAGAGCAGAAAACGGGCAAAAUGGUGUGCGUCGACAAAAAGUUCAGAUCAACGUUCGCGGCGAGAUGUUCGAAACAUAUGAACACACUUUGUCUCGCUUCCCGAGGACCUUACUGGGGUCUCAAGCUAAAAGAAGCCGCUUUUACAAUCCGAUUCGGCGAGAAUAUUAUUUUGAUAGAGAUAAGGCAGUUUUUAACUCAAUACUUUUUUAUUAUCAAUCAAAUGGAAUCCUCUCCAAGCCGGAAACUGUUUCGUACGAGAUAUUUUCGUCGGAGUUAAAGUUCUUCCAACUCGAUGGCUUUUACGAAGAUUCCGAUGAAGAACUCGAUUCAGAACUCGCUGCAGCAGCAAGACGGAAAGCGGCCGAAAGUUUGCCGUGCUUGCGAAAGUUCAAGAGGACGAGAAGAAACGUGUGGCGUUUUUUUGAACAACCAAUUACUCCGGCGGAGAGAUUGUACACAAAGUUUUCGUUGAUAUUGACCGUUUUAUCGCUAGUUUCUUUGUGCCUGGAGUCACUGCCAAAUCUACCAGAGAAAUCGGACCAUCUUCAGAAUCAGAAAGGGAAUUCAACAAUGCCAGCUGUAGAUUACGAUAUUGUUUGGUCGUCUGUUGAAGUUGUCUUUACAAUAUGGUUUACUGUGGAGUUGAUUCUUCGUUCAGUGUGCGCGCCAAAGAUCGCGCAAUUCGUGCUCUCCUUUAGUUUUUUAGUGGAAAUUACUGCCUUGUCGCCGUUGUACGUGAAAAUCAUCGUUACGAGCGUUACGGGUCAAGAUGCAAGCUACGUGGUACCUGAUCGGAUUCUGCGUUGUCUUCGCUUAGCGAGGCUACUGAAACUUAAAAGAUAUAGCGUCGGCAUACGACUUCUGUUUGAAACCAUUGUGGACAGUCGCGAGCAUAUGAGCUUGUUUAUGUUAUGCAUAGUGUUCAACACUAUAUUUUUUUCUAGCUUCGUGUAUUUUUCCGAGGGCGAAGGGGAAAGCUCUCAAUUUACUAGUAUUCCAGCGACAUUCUGGUUCACAAUUAUAACCCUUUCAAGUGUAGGGUACGGUGACUUCGUCCCGACCUCAGCGGUAGGAAAGCUGGUGGGCACAUUUUGUUGUAUCGGGGGCACUUUGGCCAUGUUUUGUUUUACCCCUGUGUUGUUCACGGAAUUUCGCAAAUCCUGGCAGCGUUAUUAUGCGGAGAUGUUGGAGAUUAAAGCGCAAAGGGGCGAAGAUGCCCGAGAAGACGAUCAAGUUCACUACAGAAGCCAAACUGUACGUCUGCGAUGUCAGGAUGAAGUGUCUCAGGCGCUACUGGAAAAAGCGAAUGCUGUACAUGGAUAA
Messenger RNA from Stylophora pistillata, 1362 nucleotides. Its product is annotated as potassium voltage-gated channel subfamily A member 2. The record is from RefSeq and is a predicted model, not a curated record. Gene Ontology annotation, cellular component: membrane; voltage-gated potassium channel complex. Gene Ontology annotation, biological process: potassium ion transmembrane transport; action potential; protein homooligomerization. Gene Ontology annotation, molecular function: delayed rectifier potassium channel activity; protein binding. NCBI's taxonomy places the organism in Eukaryota, Metazoa, Cnidaria, Anthozoa, Scleractinia, Pocilloporidae.